UCUGUACGGUGUACGCCCUGUUGCAUGAUCCCCAGAUGCUUUUGGGAUGAAGCCCAAAGGGAGAGGGGAGGCAGAGCGACGACGGGGAGGAUGGGGGGCGUGUGUUCGUUCCCGGGGACGUACGCACGCCACACCCUCCCCGAUUGCUGCCGCGCACGUCUUCUGGGAACCCAGGACUUGGCUUCCUGCUGCACACCACCACACGGCUGUUCUGUCUGCCUAGGGGCGUGGACGUCUGUCUCUCCGCCGGUCUGGGAAACUGGAUAUAUGAGUUUGGUCAUUCCCACAUCCUCAUCCACCAUCUUUUCUUAUUCCAAACAGCAAUCUCCAACAACUCAUCCACCUUGACCCAAUACCUCACUCACUCACAUACACACACACACCCUCUUCCCAAGCUAUUCCUUCAGGGCUGAGCCGCGAAGGAUACACGAGAACAGGGAGGUAGACCCGACAACCGAAGAGCUGGAAGAAAAAGCAAGCAAAAGCAAGGCAAGGGCAGACAAGGGGGGCAAACGCACACUCGCAACCACGACCUCGAACGAGACAAUUGAAGGAGAUAUAUCAGAGCUCUGUCUCUCCCACCAUCGACUACCGAUCUUUUUGUUCAAGAGAUCAACAACAACAACAAUCAUUCUCCCUUUGAACAAUACUCUUUUCUUCUCACCCAUCCCUGUGUAUGACCGCGGCGCUGGCUCAAACACAAACAAACAAAACAACAUCGCCAUCAGAUAUAAUACCAUCAACCGUCCCAUCACCUUCAGCCACUUCACUCUUCAUCACCAACAACAAUCUUCACACUCUCACAUACCCACAACCCAGCCACAAUGCAGCACGACGCAGCCAUGCACUCCAACGACGGCUUCAAGGUCUUCAUCAACAAGAUGAUCCGCCGCAACAGGAAGGAGGCCAAGAGGGGCAUGGAGAUCUCCGCCCCCUUCAACUUCCAAAAAUGCAACCUCGACAUCGCCGGCAUCAGCGCAGAUGAAAUCGCCAUGCUCAAGGAACAAGCAGUCGCCAGCCGUAUCGGCAUCGCCGACUUCGACUCCGACUACCCUAUUCGCCCGCUCUUCUCCAUUCAGCCCGUCAUGUCCAGUGCCUCCAUCUCGACCCUCCGCAGCUCCUACAGCAGCUGAUCGGCUCGCCUCACCCUCUCAACUCCUCCAAUCUUCUUUGUCAACAAAACCAAACCACUAUUACCGUAAUGAGAGCUGGACUUAAUGGGAGCCGUCUGCGAUUUGGGGUCACCCAGGCUGGUGCUGGACUCACGAGAAUCUGCAUGGCACUGGAGAGCGAAAAGAAAAAGCAUUUUGAGCGAUGCAUGGGGAGGGGUACUAUGAUACCUUCGACAUAUUUUGGGAUCACUUUUAAAAGCAAGCAAGCAAGCGACGGCGUUUUCGGGACAGGGAACCCACAGCGGCGACGACAGUCGCACGCAGUUUUCUUUUACGUUUUGUUUCAAGAUUUGCUUUGUCUAAAAGACAAGAAUCGAUACCAGGGAAUGGGCAUGCGGAGGAAGGAGGCUGCAUCGCAAAGAAGCCGAUAUGCAUCGCCGAGGACGGAAGAAAGCAAGAUAGCAGGAAAGGGGGUCAAGACCCCAAAGCUCCUCAGAAGAAACCAAAUCAAACAAAUGAAUAAAAAUUCAAACAUCUUCAUCAAAUCAUCUGUUUUCCCUCCCCUCCCCGCCAGUGCCCGCAACCAGACGUGAAAACUGGCUGCAAGCGUCGAGGGUUUCCAGCGCUUGCCAGUUCCAGCCCAUGGCAGGUCCAGCCCUUGCUCGGACUUUUCAGCCCUGCGGUAUCGGUAUAUUCUGUAAGCGUCUUGAUGCCUGAGUGACCCGUCCUUUGUCCGAAGUGCUCCGAUGCCCCCCCCUUCUCGGAGCCGCAUGCUAACUCCGCAUUCGUAGCUGGGAACCGAACUGUUGCAAACGACGGGCGUCGUAAUGCUGCGUAAUGAUGCGCAAGAGACGUCGUC
Colletotrichum destructivum is the source of this 1971-nucleotide messenger RNA. RefSeq lists its product as uncharacterized. The transcript is spliced from 2 exons. The record is from RefSeq and is a predicted model, not a curated record. NCBI's taxonomy places the organism in Eukaryota, Fungi, Ascomycota, Sordariomycetes, Glomerellales, Glomerellaceae. The coding region runs from base 825 to 1133 and encodes 102 amino acids.